GGCUGAGCGCGUGCCACACGGCCGCUAGAGUUCUCCCUCCCCGCGGCUCCGUCUGUGUUUACCUCCCCAGCCCCGUGCGGCCAGCGGGACACCGACCACCGUCCGCAGCCGAGGGACUCGGAUGUGAGCUGCCCGGACUCCCCCUGCAGCUGUGAGGCCACCGAGGCGGAGUCAAGAUGAAUAAGGAAGUGAUGUCGCGCAUGAUGAAGAAGAGGCAGGCCGACCCCAAGGUGGUGCAGUAUGUGUGGUCGGCCAUCGAGGUCAUCCGCAACCAGAAGCAAAUCGCAAACAUGGACCGGAUCUCCAAGUACCUGAGCAGGGUGUUUGGGAUGCACCCGAAGGAAACGGCCCGGCAGCUGAGCCUGGCUGUGAAGGACGGUCUGGUGGUGGAGACCCUGACGGUGGGCUGCAAGGGCUCCAAGGCCGGCAUCGAGCAGGAGGGGUACUGGCUGCCCGGGGACGAGAUGGACCCGAAAGCCGAGGGAAGCAAGGACUGGGAGGCGGAGAGCCACGACUGGUACUGCUUCGAGUGCCACCUGCCCGGCGACGUGCUCAGCUGCGACAACUGCUUCCGGGUGUUUCACCUCAAGUGUCUGUCGGAGGAGUGCCGGCCCCGGGACGGGGGCUCCCACUGGCAGUGCGUGGUCUGCAGGGGAAGUAAAAAGAAGAACCUGAACAAACAGGAAAUGUGUAAAUAUCUGCGUUUCAUCGUCCAGCGGAUGAAGGAGAGGGCGGUGGACCUGAACAAGAAAGGCAAAGACACUAACCAUCCCAUGUACAAGAGGCUGAUCCACACGGCUCUGGACGUGAACAACAUCCAGGAGAACCUCUCUGAAGGAAAGUAUAAAAGCUUCGAGGAGUUCAAAGCAGACGCUCAGCUGAUCGUUCACAACACUGCCAUCCUGUACGGAGUUCACAGCGACCAGGCCGAGAUCGCCCGGUUACUCUACAGCGACACGUGUCACGAGUUGAACGAGUUGUUGCUGUGUAAGAACUGUUUCUAUCUGUCCAACGCUCGACCCGACAACUGGUUCUGUUUCCCCUGUAGUCCCAGUCACGACCUGGUCUGGGCCAAGAUGAAGGGCUUCGGGUACUGGCCCGCCAAAGUCCUGCAGCGGGAGGACAACCAGGUGGACGUCCGCUUCUUCGGACACCAGCACCAGAGGGCCUGGAUCCCCUCAGACAACAUCCAGGACAUCAAGGUGAGCGUCCAGCAGCUGCAGGUGAAGCGCAGCGGCGGCUGGAAGAAGGCCUGCGAGGAGCUGGAGGUGUACCAGCGCUUCCUGAGGGAGGGCCGCUUCUGGAAAACAAAGAUGGAGGACGGCAGCCCGCCGCCGAGCCAGAACCAGAAGCAGCAGGAGGAAGAGGAGGAGGAGGAAGAAGAGGAAGAGGAGGAGGAGGCGGCCAGCGGCAGGACGGAGAGGCUGCAGCGCACAGAGGAGGCCGAGUCCAGCAUCUCCUCCACCAGCAACGAGCAGGUCCGACACCUGAAGAGCAGCCUGGAGCCCAAAGCCAAGAAGAGCCGCAGGUCUCAGGCGGUGGAACCCAAAGAAGAAGUCAGCGACCCCGAGCCGGAAAUGGAGGCGGUCAGCUCCAGCCAGGAGAUCCCGGUGUCGUCGGCGCCGCCGCAGCCCGAGAAGCUGUCGGUGUCCACGCAGACCAAGAAGGCCGGCGGCGGCUCGCCGCGCACGCUGCACCGCGGCACGCAGACCAGCAGCGACGGCGCCUGUCAGAACAUGUGCCACGAGAAGUACACCAAGGUCUUCAACGACGUCAAGGAGAUGAUGAAGGCCGACAACAAGCGGGAGACGGAGCGCGUGGUCCGAGAGGCGCUGGAGAAGCUGCGUGCAGAGAUGGAGGAGGAGAAGCGUCAGGCCGUCAGUAAAGCGGUGUCUGGAGCUCAGGCCGAGAUGGAGAGGAAGUGCAAGCAGGUGAAGGAGAAGUGUAAAGAGGAGCUGGUGGAGGAGGUGAAGAAGCUGGUGGCUCAGCACAAGCAGCUCAUCUCACAGACCAAGAAGAAGCAGUGGUGUUAUAACUGUGAGGAGGAGGCCAUGUACCACUGCUGCUGGAACACCUCGUACUGCUCCAUCAAGUGUCAGCAGGAGCACUGGCACGCCGACCACAAACGAACCUGCCGCAGGAAGAGAUGAGCAAGCCCCGCCCCCUCCCAUAACCCCUCCCCCCGCCCGUCAGUCAGUGUCCACCACACACACACACACACACACACACACACACACAGACGGACACACACACACACUGUCCCGCUUCUUUACUUGCCUUCCUAAAACUUUGUGGAGCUGGUGUUUUUCUGAGCGUUUAGUUUCUGGUUCCUUCUCUGAAACGUGGACAGAAGGUUUUAGAGCGAAGCUCCAGCGUCUUUAUCUUCCUUUACUACCUGUUAUUUAAGAGUUAACACACACACACACACUUUAUUAGCCCAGAUUGGAAAGAAGUCAUUUUUUUUUCAUUGUUUUUGCAUAAAAUCUUUUUGGGUUUUUUUUUUUUAAGUGUGUUUUCACCCCGACCACCUACCCCACCCCCACCCACCGGAGGCUGGAGAGAGCUUCAGCUAAGACACAGAAAAUAUCAUGUUCUUAUUUUUUCUUAAUUUAACACUAAGACCACACUUAAGAAUUGACCAGAUCUUUCCCAUUGGAGAAUUGAACUCUUUCUAUUGCCUUUUUGUUGAAAGACAAAUAUCAUGAAAUGCAGAUAAUUUCCAACUAGCGCUGACUGCUGGCUGUGAGGCAGUGCUACUUUUGGGGGCGUGAUUAUAUUUUCUUUUAAAAUUUACUAAAACUACCCUUUAAAGAAAACAAUGCACAUUUUAAAAGCUAUUUUUUAUUCUAGUUCAAUGAAUAUACUGCCGGGGAGAGGGCUUGUCUCAGUCUCAUCAUUCUUCUCUUUAAAAUGAAAUGUUUUAAAAGCUGUUUGAAUUAAAGAAAGUUAAACGAGAGACUGAGUGAAGCCUUUCUCAAAUAUUAAUCCUUCUGAAAUUUUGGAUUUUUUUUUUUUUUUAGAUCGUGGUUUUUUUGGAAGUGUAAUGGAGGCAAAUAGAAAGAGGUGAUAGCUGGGAUGAAAAGACAAGAAUGUUUGGGUCAAAUGUCACAUUUCACCUGCCACACUUUAAAAAAAACCUCCCAUUGAAAAGCUUCUGCUUUCGAGAAAAAACUGACGUUGAUUUCUCCUGCUGGAUGGCACUUUGGUUUUUAACGAAUUCCACCUGAAUUCUUCUUCAGGGUCUCGAUCGUCCUCUUUCCUCGAGUCAACCUGUUCCCUGAAAGACUCGAGGAAAGAGGAGGACUGGGACCCCGUUCCCUCGGUCUCCGUUCCCUCAACAAAUCAGUGGAGUGUUGAUGAAAGACUUUUCAUUGUCGGCUGAAUCGACCUGCGACCAUGGUUCCUUCGCCUGUUCAAGACUUGUUCUUUUCUUUCUGGGGACUGAAGAGUCUUCAGUUUGGACCUGAGGUGAUUUAAUGUCGGCGAUCAGCUGAUCAGUGGGUGAUCAAUACCCGUUUGUCUUCAUGUAUGUUCAUUUCUGUUUCGUUCCGCUCAGUGGACUGAAUGGAAAAAUCGGUCAGACUGAGGACGAACAAACCGAGACAUUAUGAGACAUGAUGCAAAUGUGAUCAUUCUUUUCUAGGGUGACUUCCUCCUCCCUCCCCCUCCUCUUCCUCUCCUUCCUCUUCCUCCUCCUGUCAUGUAUAAAUGGUUUCUUAAAGGUGAUGAAAUUGCCAUUUUUCUUUUGUUCUUUUUUUUUUCACUUGUUAAAAUUGAACAGAGGGAAAUAAAGUUUUUCAAUCAGAAAUCUGAACACUUUAAAUUUCUCACACAAGUUGUGAUCAUUUUGUUUCAAACAUCUGACUGACUUCACAGAAUAUUCAGAUUUUCCUAAUGAUAGAAAUCCAGAAGAGAAGUCUGAGAUAUUCCAGUUUUCUUAAUCUUUUUUUUUUUUUUUGUCUGUGAAUGAAAAUUUCUUCAGGAUUAGAUAAUCCCAAAACUCAUCGUUAAAAUCACUGCAUCAGGAGCCUGAACAAUCACUUUCCAGCAGUAUGCAAGCUGUUUGUUUUUAAUUAUUCCUUCUUUUUUUUCACUUCAGGACAGUUUCUCUCAUUCGCUGAAUUUAUCGGUUUUUCAAAUUAUUGAAAUCAUCAUAAACGUCCUGAUUUUCUGGAUCUUGGUGUCGACCUUGAGGGGAAACUGGACGAACCAGGACGACCUUUCAGUGGUUUUUGUGCAUCGGGCCUCAAGAAGCUCAGAUACCAGAACGUCACACACUCACACAGGAGUUGGUUUAUGGUGUUUAGCAGGACGUGUGGCAGAAAAACGCAUUUUGCUCCCGUAGUUUUUGUCUCGUUGGCAGAUGUGAUCUGUGCUUCGUUUCUCUUCUUCCUCACUCUGACUUGAUUUCCUGGCUUCAGAAGUCCGACGUCCCGCUCCUUCCUCCUCCUCCUCCUCCUCCUCUUCACCCCCCUCCCCCGUCGCCGUUGCACUACAUGUAAAUAAAAGGUCACAGACGCUCGGACGCUCUCCUCCAUGCUGUGUGAACAUUGUAAAUGAAUCCACUUUUGCUAUAUUUUCAGCGAUCUGGAUGACUGUUAGUUCUCAUUUUGUACAAUGUACAACCGUUGUCAUAUCAGCCCGCGUGUGUGUUGUGUGUGUGUUUUAUUGUGAACACACACACACACACUGAACUCUUAAUGUGUCUGAAUGUUUCAACUUUUGUUUUUUGUUUUUCAUUUUGUUUUUAACGUGGAUAUUAAAAAGCGACUGAAAGCAUGUUCUCCCUGACGAACACGGUUUGUGUUUCACACGAUGUGACUCUUCUUUUUUUAAACUUUUUAUAUUCAUCCAUCCGGCCGCGUUGCUUCAUAUUUACUUUGUUUUUUUUGUUUUUUUUUUCUUCUCUCUUCUCCGUGUGAAGCGUUUGGAUGUCAUUCCAGUCGGUAUCUGGUUUUUACCUGCAUGAGUAAAGGUGUGUACACCUUUUUUUUUUUUCUUCAAAGGGGGCGGGGCUUCUUCCUCCAACGUGAACAAACAUAAAUGUCCUUUUUUUUUUUUGUUUGUUUCUUUUUUCUUCUUCCCCUUUUGAACUUUUCAAAAUCUUCGAUGGAGCUCUUUUCACGCCUCCGAAGCUGCUCGCUUGCAGCUUUUAAAAAGUGAGUGAACGAAUAAACUUUAACCCCGGAUUUAUUCCAGGAUAGCGUGCGAGUUCCACACGGAUCCUUUCACCUCGGACUGGAAUGAAGUGGACGGAAGAGUCCUGCUGUUCUCCUGUUCUGCCCAUAUGUGAACUAUUACUCAUGGCUUAACAUUUUCUAUGCUUCCCACUGUUUAUUUUCUGUUCUUUUUUGUUUGUUUUUCUUUGACACUUUAGCUAGCAAUAUGUAUAUAAAUAUAUUCUAUGUGCUAACAUGGAGGAAAUAAAUGUAUCAACCAGUUCCUGUGA
Messenger RNA from Salarias fasciatus (jewelled blenny), 5449 nucleotides. It is a transcript of the gene zmynd11, whose product is annotated as zinc finger, MYND-type containing 11. NCBI's taxonomy places the organism in Eukaryota, Metazoa, Chordata, Actinopteri, Blenniiformes, Blenniidae. Bases 177 to 2150 code for a protein of 657 amino acids. The transcript has 16 exons. Gene Ontology annotation, molecular function: transcription corepressor activity; DNA binding. Gene Ontology annotation, biological process: regulation of transcription elongation by RNA polymerase II; regulation of signal transduction. Gene Ontology annotation, cellular component: nucleus. The record is from RefSeq and is a predicted model, not a curated record.